Messenger RNA from Onychostoma macrolepis, 5042 nucleotides. RefSeq names its product ankyrin repeat and kinase domain containing 1 (gene ankk1). The transcript is spliced from 8 exons. Gene Ontology annotation, cellular component: cytoplasm. Gene Ontology annotation, biological process: regulation of cell cycle process; protein phosphorylation. The record is from RefSeq and is a predicted model, not a curated record. Bases 894 to 3107 code for a protein of 737 amino acids. NCBI's taxonomy places the organism in Eukaryota, Metazoa, Chordata, Actinopteri, Cypriniformes, Cyprinidae. Gene Ontology annotation, molecular function: ATP binding; protein kinase activity; protein binding.
UCUAAGUGGGAGAACUUGCAAAAUAGCAGGGUGUUCAAAUACUUAUUUUCCUCACUGUAUACCCGUGCAGAAAAUCAACAGAGCCCGUAUUCGUGUUCAAAUGCAGUGGCCUGGCUCUUUGUGCACUUCUUAAAGGAUGAAGUGUCUCUUCGGGUGUCCGACAAUGACUGAAUCGCAACGGCUGAAUGCCAAGUCUCUCCUCCAAAAGUGUUACAAGGGGGCUGAAGAGGCAAGGCAUCGUCACCUAAAAGUGCUGCUGACUGCUUGAUUGUUAAUUACUGUUAUUAGUAUUAUUCUUUGAAAGCCUGUCAUUGAAGGUUACAGUAAUUUGCAUCACAGUUUGGCUUAGAAUAACAUUCACUCAACAGGUUUUUGCUAAUGUGCCAAGAAAUUCAAGAUGUUGCACUUGAGUGAUUAAUGAACAAUGGGAAGACUUCCAGAGAACAACAGUAAUUAUACUGAAAAUGUGACAUGCACUUUAUUUAUCUGUUGAACUGUAAGACAAUUAACCUUCAAUUAAGUAUUUAGCAUCAAAUACCUUUGGACAUUCUGCUGAAAUAUAUUAAAAAAAUGAAACUGCUUCCCUAGCAACAAACCGCAAACAUGCACACAUGAGGGAAUGAGGCAAUAACUGCCUUAUAAGGCAAUUCCCACUGUUAUGUAAAAACAUGAAGCUGGUAUAUCCAGUUAUCAGGUGUACCGCACAGCCUCACCUGUGUACCUCAUUCAGAACUGGCUUUGUUACAUUUCUAUUCUAAUAAUCAGGGCUCUGACUCCUCCCACCAAAACCAGCAGAGCUUUUUGUUUAAUAUGUGUUUCCUUGACCUGGUUUCUGUGUGCCAAGAAGAGAUGUCGAAGGGCAGCGUCUUCAUUUCCUGAGACUGGAAAACAAAAUGACAGCAGCUAAUUUCAGUGUACAGGAUUCUUUCAGAGAUGGCAGCCUGGAGAGAUUUACUCAUUUUAAAAAAGAUGAGUUUGAAAGUGACUGGGAGAAACUGGCUGAGCGCAAGUUUGGUCGUGUCUAUAAGGUGAAGGUUAAAGUGUGGCGGGAAACAUGCGCCCUAAAGACAACGACUAAUGAUUACAGGAACAUGACAGAGAUGUCCAAAAUUGGAAGAAUGAAGUUCAAUUAUUUAAUCUCCAUUUAUGGAAUAAGCGAAGAUCCACCUGGUUUACUGAUGGAAUAUAUGAGAAAGGGAUCCUUGGACAACCUCCUCAGCAGUCAUUUCUUAAUGUGGCCUAAGAAGUUCCAAAUGAUCCACGAGAUGACAAUGGGCAUGAAUUUUCUGCACAGCAUGAAACCACCCAUUCUUCAUUUGAACUUGAAACCAGCCAACAUUCUCCUUGAUGAUCAUCUGCAUGUGAAGAUUUCAGAUUUUGGCCUCAUUAAAUGGGAGGAGUUUUCUGGUAAGACAGAGUUUAUUGAACACCUGACAGCUCGAGGGAACAUAAACUAUGUGCCUCCAGAGACCUUUACCCAGAAUCCUGAACCACCUGGAACAAAGUACGAUGUUUACAGCAUUUCUAUUAUUAUGUGGGAAAUUCUAACUCAGCAGCGUGCAUAUCAAGGUCUGAAUAUGACAGAAAUAUUAAUCAGAGUGUCAUCUGGCAAAAGGCCUGGUGUAGAGAAGAUCCCUGAAGACAAGCCCCCUGAGUGCGAGGACAUGAUUGGUGUCAUGCAGCAGUGUUGGCAUCAAGACUGCAGUCAGAGACCGGCUUUCUCUGAGACCGUUCGGUUGACUGAAGUCCUUAGCGAAGUCCUAAAAAUCCCAGACACGAAUGCAAGGGGUGAGAUAAGAAAGCGUCUGCCUGAACAGGUAUGGAACCCAAAGAAAACAGCUGACUCCUCAGAUGAUUCUAGUAUUCACUCUCUCCUUGUAAAGAAAGACUUUGAGAGCUUUAAGAAAGUUCUGCAAAAAGAGCACGUGUCUAUGGUCUUCCGAGACAACAACUCUCUCCUUCAUCACACCGUGGCAAGCGGGGACACAGAAAGUGCGCAGAUGGUCCUGAAUCUGGGAGCCUCGGUGAAUUGCCAGAGUGUAAAAGGCUACACCCCGCUCAUCGUUGCAGUUCUGCACAAAUUUUACGAGAUCUGCAGCUUGCUGACAGACUGUGGGGCUGACGUCAAUCUCAGCGAUGGCGACCAAUGGACCGCACUGCAUUUUGCCGUACAGGCUGGCGAUGACAGAGCCGUUCGCCUUUUGUUAGACAAUAAGGCGAGAGCCGAUGCCAAGGAGAAGGACGGGUGGACGCCUUUGCAUCUCGCUGCUCAGAACGGCCAUGAGCACAUUGUGAGAAUCCUGCUCCGGCGUCUGGAUGCCGUGGAUGAGCAGGAGCGCCAGUCUGGCCGUACGCCGCUUCACGUGGCUUGCAUUUACGGUCACGUGAACAUCGUCAACCUCUUACUCAAAAAUGGAGCUGACGUUAACAAACCGGAUAACAUUCAAUCCACUUCCCUACACUUGGCGGCAGAUGAGGGGCAGUUCAGGGUGGUCCGUUUGCUGGUUAAUAAUGGGGCUGAUGUGAAAACAGUCGAUGAGCAGAGCUACAGUCCCCUACAUUUUGCCGCUCUAAAGGGUUACACCGGUAUCUGCAGACUCCUGUUGAGUAAAGGAGUCGACCCCGAUAUCAGAACCUAUCAGAAUUGGACAGCCAUGCACCUGGCAGCCCUAAAAGGCCAUCCGGAGACUGUCCUCAUGUUGGAGGAGCACCAUGGCUCAGUCAACGUCCAAGGGAAAGAUGACUGGACUCCUCUGCACCUUGCUUGCCAUCAUGGGCAGGAGGAGGUGGCGACUGUGCUGCUAACAGCAGGUGCCGACCCUAACCUGGCCGAGGAUAACGGCUGGACACCCCUCCACUUAGCCUGUAACAGUAGCUGCUUCCCUAGUGUUCUGCAGCUGAUAUCUCACCAAGCCAAUGUGAACGCCCAGAAUAACAGCCAGUCGACUCCAUUGCAUUUAGCCGUCCAGCUCAGCAACCUCCCAAUCAUCAAAGCCUUGCUGAUGAAUAAUGCACAGCGGGAUAUGCAGGACUGGAAAGGAUGUACUGCCUUAACCUUGGCUCAACAGUGCAACAAUACAGAAGCCGUGGAGCUACUGAACAGCUAGCACACCGGUGGAGAUCCUGGCGGAGAGCAAGCCGUGUUUGGUGACAGAUAACUCCACCAUUAGAGGGAGUGGACCAUUGAUUUCUGCUAUCGAUUUCCUUCCUCCUGCAAAGCCUGUUCUUAUAAACAGUCCUGCUGUUGUUUGUGAGUUAGAUUCCUAGAAUUGAACGCCUUUGUUUGGGUUCGGUCAAGAGCUCAGGUGUGUUCUCAGAAUGGAAGUGUUAUGAAUGAAGGAUUACUAGCAGUAUGUAGUGGAAGUCAACAGAAAAUCUAAAUUGUGUUAGUUUAUUUAUCUUGAAUAAUUCAUCAGAGCGUGUUAUUCCUAAGAAGACAAUUGUUUGUUUUUGUCAUAUUUAAUCAAAAAAUAAUAACUUGCUCCAUCACUGAAAUGACUUUCUAUAUCUAUUUAUUCACUUAGGUCGCAUAGGCUAUUAAAAAAUGUUAAAGGGAUAAUUUACCCAUAAAUUAAAAUUCUGUCUUGAUUUAUUCAUCCUCAUGUUGUUCCAAAAUUGUAUGGCUUUAUUUUUUAUCUGUGGAACAUUAAAUAUUAUAUUAUGAAGAAUGCUGGUAACCAAAAUGUUUUGGUAACAAUUGGCUUUCAUUGUAUGGAGGAAAAAAAAAACACUGAGACAUUUUUCAAAAUAUAUUCUUUUAUGUUCCACAAAAGAAAGAAAAUCAAUGUAACGACAUUAGGGUGUGUAAAUGAUGACUUGAUUUUUUUUUUUGAGAGAAUUUUCCCUUUUAAUUAUUACACAGAUAACAAUUAUUUAGCACACUCGCAUUCGGUCUGGCUCCAUUCUGGUGUAUAACAAUCUAAUUUAUCCAGACAAAUUUUUUUCUUGCUGAAUAUCCAAUUUAAUUUAAAAACACAUCAUAUUAGAGGAGUAAAAUAAUUUAUUAAUGGUAAUUCAUGUGUGGUAUUUUGCAUGAUUCAAUACAUUCAUACUUGCAUGAAUUCCACAACUGUCAGACAUGCACAUGUCAUGGUGAAAAAAAUCAUAACCAUUCAUGGCAUUCAAAUGGCAUGUUACUUUCACAAACAAAAGCCAAAAAACCUGUUUGACAACAUGCUUAUCGCUUCUCAGCAGGCUUCCGCUCACGUUCGACAGCUUUGUCCUAAACACAAAGGGCAAAAAAAAAACUAUAUAGAAUGAAUGUAACAACCUCCAUUCUAUGUCAUUAUACAGUUGUGUGUGUAUGUGUGUGUAUAUAUAUAUAUAUAUAUAUAUAUAUAUAUAUAAUAACUGAACUGGUAGUAUGAUAGACAUCAUUACAUUAUUCAUAUUUAACAGGUGUAAACUUGUGACAGAAAUGCACCAGUUUUGUAUAUCACAAACUUUAAGGUACAUGACAUCUUAAGAUAAAGCAAUGUUAAUUUCAGUAAUUUCACAUACUCUCUUGGGUCACAGAGAAAGUUGUAAUGAGGAUUCUGAGCUUUUGAAACAAACAUCAGAAUAUCAAUCACUUUUUUAGCAAGGUUCUGGCUUGCGUUUUUUCCUCAAGUGAAUAUGUUAAUAAAACAUCAAUGCCUUGUGAAGGAAUCUGAACACAUGCAGCCCAUUAUCACAGACUGUGGUUUGCACUGCAGCCUCUCCACUGUGAUGUACAUGACACUUUUAAUGUCUCAUUAAAGUCUGCAUAAUAACAAAAGCGUCAACGGCACGAAUUGAUGCAAUCUUCAUUCAUAUGCAGUAACAUGAAAUUAAACAAUCUUUUAUGUAAUAGCAUGUUUCUCGGCUGUUUUUCUCAUGCAGAGGAACCUUGCUUGAGAUUAGAAAGUUCUGAAAAUGUGUAAAUAAUAUAAUUUCCUGUCGUGUCUAAUUCGAAGUAAGGAAAAGAAGAAGAAUUCUGCUCAGUGUGUGCUUGUGUGUUCAUGUUUAGACGGCAAACUGAAAAUCCUCAAUUUAAUGUAAUUAAAUAGUUGUUAGUGUCUGGA